UGUACAUAGCCAAUUAAUAAAUUCUGCACAUGUUGAUCAGGAACACAUCAUACACUGAUUCAGUGAAGACCCUCUCUUUGUAGUGGAGCAGUAUUGUGCUUUCAGUAAAAACUGUUGAUUACUUGUUAGCACAACUCUGUUGAUAUAAGAAACUAUGGAGCUUUGUGAGGAGUUUUUCGAAGCAAACUCUCCACCAGCUGAUAUUCAAUCCAUCACUGAUGGAGUUACGGAAUUCGUGAGAGAGCAUCAUAUUAAUGGACGGCGCAUUGCAAUGAUAGCUUCUGGGGGUACCACUGUUCCUGUGGAGAGAAAUACUGUUCGUUUUCUGGACAACUUUAGCUCUGGACAAAGAGGAGCUGCGUCUGCCGAAUAUUUUCUCGCUCAAGGAUAUGCAGUGAUAUUUUUGCACAGAAGUUCUUCUUUGAAGCCAUUCCAAAGACACUGUGCAUCAGACAAUCCUCUUGACUGGCUCUCUUACGGUGGAAGAAAACUGCAAGUGGAUACUGCUACAUCUGAGAAUCUUGAGGGGAAGUUGGCGUCCGUGUUACCACAAUACAUUGAGGUUAAGAAGAACAACUCGCUCCAUCUUGUUCCUUUCACAUCUGUGUUUGAGUAUUUCUUUUAUCUGAGGCAAAUUUCGAAUGCUUUAAAGCCGAUCGAGAAACAAGCUCUUUUCUAUCUGGCAGCUGCUGUUUCUGACUUUUACAUAAAGCCGUCAGACAUGCCACAGCACAAAGUUCAAUCAUCAGGGGAACUUCAGUUAAAGUUUAGCCAUACACCAAAGAUGCUCCUACUCCUGACCAGUAAAUGGGUACCUAAAGCCUUUGUGGUCACUUUUAAAUUGGAAACUGAAGAGCCUCUGCUAAUACCUCAUGCAAAGGCUGCACUGGACAAGUAUCAUCAUCAGCUGGUUGUGGCCAAUUUGCUGGAGACAAGAAGAACGUCUGUGACCCUCGUGUGCGUUGAAAAUCAAGAGACGGUAACUAUGAAACUCUCAACUGCUACCAAGGUAUCAGGUAUCUGUGCAGUUAGGGAACUGGAGGACUCAAUUGUUUCUGAGAUUGUGCAAAAGCAUUCCUUCUUUCUAGCAUAGUCCUUGUUAUUGGCAAUUUAUUUGCGAAGUGCACACUUUGUACCGAAUAAGGAUGUUGAUUGUUAAUGUUGA
Messenger RNA from Halichondria panicea, 1165 nucleotides. RefSeq lists its product as uncharacterized. The transcript has 8 exons. Gene Ontology annotation, molecular function: phosphopantothenate--cysteine ligase activity. NCBI's taxonomy places the organism in Eukaryota, Metazoa, Porifera, Demospongiae, Suberitida, Halichondriidae. Bases 155 to 1093 code for a protein of 312 amino acids. Gene Ontology annotation, biological process: coenzyme A biosynthetic process. Gene Ontology annotation, cellular component: cytoplasm; nucleus. The record is from RefSeq and is a predicted model, not a curated record.